Molecule: messenger RNA, 1876 nt
Organism: Poecilia reticulata (guppy)
Lineage: Eukaryota; Metazoa; Chordata; Actinopteri; Cyprinodontiformes; Poeciliidae
Source: RefSeq, a predicted model, not a curated record
CUUCAGCAACAAUCUACUGUUUUAAGACAAAAAAACAGUAGAAAAAUAGCAAAGUUGGAAACUUAGGAUAGCUUCGAUAGAGAACUAAGAGACCCGAAGCUUAGGAUCAACCGACACUGAAGAAAGCCAGUCAAAAUCAUUUCCUCUGAAACGGAUGAAGUCGUCAGUGGGAAAUUCAGCAGGACAACAUCCCUAUCCAGUAACUUGUAAUGUGGCAGAGUCAGGCACUUUUGAAAACCAAGAUGUACGCUCUAUCCUCAAAAAACUACAAAGUGAGGUUUCAGAUGCUUCCAACUCUGCAGAAACCCAAAGCUUAGAAUCAGCUGUCAUUGAGAAUGACCAGUCAAAAUCAUUUCCUCGAAAAACGAUUAAAUCCUUAGCGGAAAAUAUUACAGGACAAGGUCCUAAUCCAGUAACUUGUAAUGUGCCAGGGACUUUUGAAAACCAAGCGGUACGCACUGCCUUCAAGGAAUUGCAAAAUCAGACUUCAUCUAUUUCCAUCCCUCCACACACCCAAAACCUAGAAUCAUCUGUCUUUGAUGAUGGCCUGUUAAUCUCAUCUCCAGAUAAAGUGAUUAAGUCCUUAGCCAAAAAUGUAGCAGGACAUCGUCCUAAUCCAGGUCCUUGUAGUGAGCCAGGUACUUUUGAAAACCAAGAGGUGCGCGCAGCCUUCAAAGAAUUACAAAACCAUGUCUCAAAUAUUUCCAUCUCUCCACAUAACCGAAGCUUAGAAUCAGCUGACUUUGAAAAAGGCCAGUUAAAAUCAUUUCCUGGGAGCGCAAUUAAGUCUUUUAUAAAAAAUAUAGCAGGACAACAUUUUACUUCAGGCAGACCUCCGACUGCCUCUGUGCAAGUUCCUUCUCCAGAAAAUUAUACUGCCUCUGUGCAGGUUCCUUCUCCAGAAACUGAACCCUUUACACAAUUUCCUUCUCCAGAACUUUCUACUGGCUUUGAUCAUGUUUCUUCUGCAGAGAAGUCUACUCCCUUUAAAUUCUUUAAGAGGCCUGCUAUUGGAACCAUCCAUUCAAAGCUCAGCAGCAUUGGCAGAAAACAUCAUCCCAACAUUGGGGAUCAGGGAACCAGCAAACAACCACCUUAUAAUCCUGCUACCAAGAGGGACCUUGAUAGUGUGCAGACUGGGCUACUAGGAGUAGACCCUACAGCACRCACUGAAGUCAGGGCAGGUCAAGASAAGCAAGAGAAAGGAAUACAAUGUUUUGAGCAYGGCAUUGCUCAGGGAGAAGAUGAUUUGACUGACUGUGAGUUCCAUUGCAAAACUUGCAAAUCCAGUGUCAAACCCUCUGUGCUUAAGGAGUUURUCAMUGAGGUGUCAGACUUGCUUCAAUGCCAAACAUGUAAACACGAGAUUUACAUUAUUUCUGCUGUCGUCAAUAGACUUUUGGAAAAAUACCCCCGUGAUUCUGAACGACUGCUGCUGAGGGAACAGUCUGCUGUUCUGAAAAGGCGUCUCUCCAUUUAUCUGUCAGCUCACUUAGGCAUUCAUAAAUGUAAUGAAAUUGAUCGGAAACUAAACUCAGAUUACUAUGCUAAGGUCAUAGUUAACAACCUUCUAGGGAUCUACGGUUCACCAAGAAAGCUGAUCAAAGCAGCAGUUAUUCCAGACAGUAACUUUUGCGAUGACUUUGUAGCAUUUGUUGGAUGUGAACUUGUAAAGACAAGAGCAUACAAGAAAUACAGUUUCCUUAAAAAGAUGUUUUCGCCUUUCAAAAAAGCUUACAAUUGGACUUAUGAUCAGUUCGCUCCAGCCACACAGGUGAUGUUAGAUCUCAGUUGUUGUGGGCCUGUUUUUGCAAAAGACGAAGAAAAUUAGGAGGGCGGAUUAUUAGGAGGAUAACAGAAUAAAUCCUCAUCUCUA